Aspergillus melleus is the source of this 1860-nucleotide messenger RNA. It is a transcript of the gene erf2, whose product is annotated as palmitoyltransferase ERF2. Gene Ontology annotation, cellular component: Golgi apparatus; endoplasmic reticulum. The transcript has 3 exons. The record is from RefSeq and is a predicted model, not a curated record. Gene Ontology annotation, biological process: protein targeting to membrane; peptidyl-L-cysteine S-palmitoylation. Gene Ontology annotation, molecular function: protein-cysteine S-palmitoyltransferase activity. Bases 1 to 1860 code for a protein of 619 amino acids. Lineage: Eukaryota; Fungi; Ascomycota; Eurotiomycetes; Eurotiales; Aspergillaceae.
AUGAACCCCCCCGAAACCCCUGAUAGCGAUGCGCCGAGUCCUCCCUCCGCGCAACAUGCGCUCGGAAUCCCGCGCCCUCCUUCUGUCGGAGGGAUCUCGUCUCGAGUGACAGAUAUGUCGGACGAUGGAGAGAACUCGCAGACUUGGACCGGAGGGUCGCAGACCUACACCGGAGGUGCACCGUCGCAGCCGCCUCGUUCGCUACCGUCCGUCUCUCGACGAGCACCACCCCCUGCGAGAAGCUCGGUCAUUACGUCGAUCAGCCAGGCGACGACCAAUCGACCAGAAAGCUCCGGCAGCAGAUUGAGCCGGACCCAUAUCCCGUCAUUGGCUGCGCAGGGCUUUUUCCGACCCAUGUCGUCCCAGCGUCUUCAAGCCCACCGAGGCCGCCCUGUCACAAAAGGUGCCACGGAUUCAUCAGUAGGGGAUUGGGACGACGAUGCAACGCAGAACAGAACGAGUUUAGUGUCUAAUAGCACGAUUCCGCAAAGCCCCAUCCCGCAGGAGGCUCCGCCGUCUCGAGGAACCGAAUUCACCGACCCCAUCAUUCCAGACCGGAAUACGUCCAACGCCAGUCCGACCGGCAAUACCACCGCCAGAAGUCUGGGUGAGAGUGCAAGACUGCUGCACGAGCGAGAUCGAGCGAAUCGGCCCACUCCAGCGCAUCUCAAUCUUAAUCUGGCGGCCAACUACAACAACACGAAUAACCAUGAGACUCCGCCCAGAUCCUCCUUGUCAUUUCUCUCCCUGCAGAACAGAAGCUUGCGGCCAGAGCAUCGUGAUGGGCGAGCUCAUGAGCGACUGUCUUCGGCUGGCUCCUCGCCUGGGUCUCUCGACAAACAGAGCCGAACAGUAAACAAGGGCAGCCAGGGCAAGAACUAUGAGUAUUUCACCGGAAAUACCCUCUUUUGCGGUGGUGGAAGACUUCAGAAUUCUCGCGAUAAACCGGUCAAUAUUGCAACCGGCAUUUUUGUGGUUGCGCCUUCAGCGCUGUUCUUCGCAUUUUCGGCCCCAUGGCUUUGGCAUCACAUCUCUCCGGCCAUCCCUAUCUUAUUCGCUUAUCUGUUCUUCGUGUGUUUCUCGUCCUUCAUUCACGCUUCGGUCGUUGAUCCUGGUAUUAUUCCGCGAAAUCUGCAGCCAAUGCCUCCGCCGGAGUCGGAUGACCCGUUAACGAUAGGGCCACCGACGAACGACUGGGUAAUGGUUAAGCUGGCAACGUCCGAAGUCGCGGCGAUGGAUGUGCCGGUGAAAUACUGCAAAACGUGCAGCAUCUGGCGUCCUCCUCGCUGCUACCAUUGCCGUGUUUGCGAUAACUGCGUCGAGACUCUGGACCAUCACUGUGUCUGGCUCAACAACUGUGUCGGUCGCCGGAACUACCGAUAUUUCUUCACCUUUGUCAGCUCGUCCACGCUGCUUGCCCUCUUCUUGCUCGGUGCUAGUCUCGCCCAUGUCCUUGUUUAUAGGUCGCAGGAGGCCAUCUCCUUUGGCACGGCAAUCAACAAGUUGAGGGUUCCGUGGGCAAUGGUCAUUUACGGGGCGGUCGCUGCCCCGUAUCCGGCCUCACUCUGGGCCUAUCAUUUCUUCCUGGUUGGGCGUGGCGAGACUACAAGGGAGUAUCUGAAUUCUCACAAAUUCGCCAAAGCUGACCGGCAUCGGCCGUUCACGCAAGGCAAUAUCCUCGCCAAUUGGAUCGCGGUCUUUGCUAGACCUCGUCCGCCCACGUAUAUGCAGUUCAAGAAACCAUAUACUGAAGGGGACCAGCGUCUGAGCACUAUGAAACGGAAAUAUCUUCCUCGAGACGUGGAGGCUCAGGCCGACAUAGAAAUGCAGCAUGUUCCUUCUAGCCAGCAGCAGAAUUAG